This is a messenger RNA of Penicillium cinerascens, 4029 nucleotides long. Its product is annotated as RNA helicase. Bases 1 to 4029 code for a protein of 1342 amino acids. Gene Ontology annotation, cellular component: intracellular anatomical structure. NCBI's taxonomy places the organism in Eukaryota, Fungi, Ascomycota, Eurotiomycetes, Eurotiales, Aspergillaceae. Gene Ontology annotation, molecular function: RNA binding; protein binding; ATP binding. The record is from RefSeq and is a predicted model, not a curated record. The transcript is spliced from 3 exons.
AUGGGCCCCAAAAAGAAAGCCUCUGCUCCUGCCGGCCCCAAGCCGGGCACCAAGGCGGCCAAAGAGGCCAAAGAGGCCAAAGCCGCCGCCGCUGCCGCCGCCGCCGCCGACAAGAAACCCGCGACGACGGAGGAGCCCAAGAAGCCGACCGUGAAGGAGGUGAUUGGCGGCGCAUCAUGGACGGGCAAGUUGCCCGUGAACAUGCUAUCGGAGCAUUGUCAGAAGCAGAAAUGGGAGAGGCCUGAGUACAGCAUGAACCAAAGCCGCGAUGGCUACAUCUCCGCAGUGACAUUGAAGAAGGUUGACCCUAAGACUAAGGAGCUGAUCGUUCUUCCUCCGAUGAAGUUACCACCAUCUCAUAAGAACCUGGGCAUGCAACCCACUGCGCUCGAGGCCCGCCAUUUCGCAGCGGCCUUUGCCCUUUUUCGAGUGUGCAACAUGCGCAACCUCCAUAUGAUGUUCCCGCCCACAUACAAGAAGCUUUGGAAGGAGGAUUUUGCGGAUAUCAAGGCUGCCGAUACCAAAGAGGGCAAGGGCUGGCUAUAUGAAGCGGAUCCUUUCCUGGCCAAGCAGGAACGGGAGGCUGCCGCCGCCGAGUUGGAAAAGAAGAGAGCGGAGCGCCAGAAGAUGCAGGCUAAGGAUAAGGCUUCCUCGAAUGACCUUGGUCUGGGCGGUGGCGAUAACAAGAGCAAGCGGAUAUGGUCACAGGCGCCCAAGGUGGACAUGGGCAAUCGCAUUCGACGAGAGAUCGAGGGUCUCUUGCGCCAACACACAGUCUGGAACUCUUACAACGUCAAGAUCCCUGAAGGUGAUGCCAAGGCGAUUGUGGAGGAGUUCUCGCGCCUGGGAUUCCGACGCAGUCACGUUGAAGAGGCUGUGGCGGAAUGUAAAGAUCGUGAAGAAGUGCUGGAGUGGCUGCUGGUCUAUGUGCCCGAGGAUGAUUUGCCUCGAUGGAGUCUGCCCGAGGGAUACUCAGCUGGCGUCAGUCUUGCUGCUGGGGAUCUGGCCCGGGAGGCCAAGAUCAAACGACUGGCCUCAAUUGGCUAUCCUGCUGAUCUCUGUUCUCAAGUCUUGGAUAGCAAGGGUGGUGAUGAACUUGCUGCAGCAGAGCACCUACAGGGCACGUUAACCCACGGAUCAACGUUUACCUCUGCAUCAAUACCAGAUGGCGAUGCGGGAGCGUGGGCAGAGGAGCAAGAUACACUCGAAGCGAUCUUUGGCGAGCGAUACACUCGUAUCUCGCCCAGAGUUUGUGAAAUCAAGAGCGAGGCUCCAGAGAUCCCGGAACACACUAUCUUCCGCUUCCAGGAGCCUUCUACCCACUACCCUACAGCACCUCCGGUUAUAUCAAUCCAAGCCAAGGGAAUCCCAGCCUACAUUCGUCUUAGCGCCAUUCGCCGAGCAGUACAGCAUGCCGAAGAGAAUUUCUCUGGCGAGUCCAUGAUUUUCAACAUCAUGGAUUGGUUGGAGUUCAAUCUGCCCGCGAUUACAGAGAAUCCGGGCAAGCUGCGAGAGAUUUCUGCAGUCUCUUCUGCCUUUUCUGCACCAGACACCCGAGAGAUCUCUGUACGCACUAACCGCAAGCAGCGGAAGGGUAUCGAUUGGAAGGCCUACUCGCCUCAGGGUUCGGCGAUGAAAGAAGCAUGGCAGGCCAAGCAGUCCAGCGCUGCUCAAAUUGAGAUGUCCCGUAAACGUCAAUCUUUGCCUGCCUGGAACACCCAAGAAGCUAUCAUCGACGCUGUCGACACGCACCAAGUCACUAUCAUCUCUGGUGAAACGGGUAGCGGUAAGAGUACACAGUCCGUGCAAUUUAUCCUAGACGACAUGAUCCAGCGUGGAUUGGGUGGCGCUGCGAAUAUCAUUUGUACCCAGCCUCGAAGGAUUUCAGCUCUGGGUCUUGCCGAUCGAGUUAGUGACGAGCGAUGCUCGACAGUCGGCGAUGAGGUCGGAUACAUUAUUCGAGGCGAGUCGAAAGCCAAGCAAGGUGCAACAAAAAUCACGUUCGUGACGACUGGUGUCUUGUUGCGGCGGAUUCAGUCUGGCGGCGAUGCGAAUGGAAAUGUCGCAAGCUCACUUGCUGAUGUGUCUCAUGUGGUGGUUGACGAGGUUCACGAGCGCAGUCUUGAUACUGACUUCCUGUUGGCUCUGCUGCGGGAUGUCCUGCGUUACCGCAAGGAUCUCAAGGUCAUUCUCAUGAGUGCUACCCUGGAUGCAAACAUCUUCAUGGAUUACUUCGGUGGCCCUAAGAACGUUGGUCUGGUUAAUAUCCCUGGACGGACAUUCCCUGUUAAUGAUUAUUAUCUGGACGACGUUAUUCGGGCCACUGGAUUCGCUCCCGAGCUCGGCGAGGACUUUGAAGAUGACUAUGAUGCUCCUCGUGGGGAAGAGUCUCUCGGCAAAGCGCUCCGGAGUGUCGGCAUGGGAAUCAACUAUGAACUGAUCGCAUCAACUGUUCGAUACAUUGAUGCGCAAUUAGGGGAUCGCCCAGGAGGAAUCCUAAUCUUCUUACCCGGCACAAUGGAAAUUGAAAGAUGUCUGAGAGCAGUCGGGAGGAUCCCCAACGCUCAUCCACUACCCCUGCAUGCGUCUUUGCUCCCAGCCGAGCAGCGACGCGUGUUCCAGAGUCCACCUAAGGGCAAGAGAAAGAUUAUUGCCGCUACAAACGUUGCAGAGACAUCCAUCACCAUCGAGGAUGUGGUUGCAGUCAUUGACACUGGCCGAGUUAAAGAAACCAGCUACGAUCCUAAAGACAACAUGGUCCGCCUCCAGGAGGUUUGGGCAUCCCAAGCAGCCUGUAAGCAGCGUCGUGGACGUGCAGGUCGUGUGCGGGCAGGUAACUGCUUCAAGCUGUACACUCGCAAAGCCGAGUCCAACAUGGCACAGCGACCAGACCCUGAGAUCCGUCGUGUGCCACUUGAACAGCUUUGUCUGUCUGUGAAGUCCAUGAAGGGCAUCGACGACGUUGCCCAUUUCCUUGCAAACACAAUCACACCGCCAGAGAGCAUCGCGGUCGAAGGUGCCAUCAACUUCCUGCAUCGUGUUGGAGCCCUUGACCACGACCGACUAACAGCCCUGGGUCGGUACCUGUCUAUGAUCCCAGCCGAUCUGCGGUGCGCGAAGCUGAUGAUUUACGGCUCCAUCUUCGGAUGCAUGGAGUCAUGUCUCACCAUCGCCGCAAUCCUCACCGUCAAAAGCCCAUUCGUCUCCCCUCGCGAGAGACGUGAGGAGGCCGACGCCGCAAAAGCAAGCUUCUCACGCCCCGGCGAUGGUGAUUUGAUUACCGACUUAUCAGCAUAUCAAGCGUGGUCUGAGAGAACCCGCUCCCAAGGCCAUUGGCAGUCCCAAUCGUGGUGCGGUGCGAACUUCCUUUCCCACCAGACUCUGCGUGAUAUCUCCUCAAACAGAGCCCAAUUUGUCACAUCUCUCAAGGAUGCAGGUAUUCUGCCUGUAGAUUACACAGACGCAGCACCCGCCUGGAACCGCAACUCCUUGAACCGGAACCUCCUCCGCGCCCUGGUCGCCGGUGCCUUCCAGCCCCAAGUUGCGCAGAUCUCGUUCCCGGAUAAGAAGUUCGCCAGUUCCGUGACUGGUACGGUUGAAGUUGACCCCGAUGCUCGAACAAUCAAGUACUUCAACCAGGAGAAUGGUCGCGUCUUCAUCCAUCCCAGUUCCAUCCUCUUCUCUGCUCAGGGAUAUCCCAAUGCCUCGGCAUACCUGAGCUAUUUCACCAAGAUGGCGACGAGCAAGGUGUUCAUCCGUGAUCUUACCCCAUUCAACGCAUACUCUCUUCUCCUGUUCUGCGGCUCCAUUACACUCGACACAAUGGGCCGCGGCUUGGUAGUGGAUGGCUGGCUCCGACUUCGCGGCUGGGCUCGGAUCGGUGUCUUGGUUUCACGGCUUCGCACUAUGCUAGAUGAGGCGUUACAAGAGCGUAUAGAUAACCCGUCGGUCGGGUCUGCCUCUGAAGCUGGUGACAAGGUCAUCGAGGCUGUGAAGAGGCUGAUAGAGUUUAAUGGGCUUGAUCAGUGA